GCAUUGAGCUUCACAUCGGACACCAGAUUAGCUUUUUUAUAACUUUCCGCCCAGUGGAGGGUCCAUCGUCUCUCUCUCUCUCUCUCUCUCUCCUCUCUGCGUGUGUGUGCUGUGCGUGUGCAUUUCCUCUGAAAAUCGAAGAAAACCUCACUCCAAACCGUCUCUCUCGCCCUCUCCCUCUCCUCACAAACUGAUCCAGAAGCUUCUUCAGAUAAUAAACAAAAUCAUCUCUUCUGGCUUUGAAUUCUGAUGUCUCCACCUCUGGUUGGAGUUGGGGAGGAGCGUAAGAGCAAUGUCACUAUGUUGGCUUCUUCGGCCUCCUUGGACAGUAUGUCCACCAAUGGGCCUGAACUGAAAGAACGUAACUACAUGGGGUUAUCAGAUUGUUCUUCGGUAGACAGCUCGACAAUUUCUACGUCUGAAGACAAUAGCAGCCGUUUGAAUCUGAAGGCAACGGAGCUGAGGCUUGGGCUUCCUGGAUCCCAAUCCCCUGAAAGAGGUCCAGAACUCUGUCUGCUAAGCUCAGCAAAACUUGAUGAGAAGCCUCUCUUCCCUUUGCAUCCUUCGAAGGAUAAUAAUUAUGUGCUAUCCCAGAAGACUGUUGUUUCAGGUAACAAAAGAGGGUUCUCUGAUGCUAUGGAUGGAUACUCAGAGCCUGAUGAACAGGGAAGAUUUGCUGCUAAUUCCGAGGUCAAGGCUAUGCUAUCACCUAGGACUAUUCCAAACUUGGGUGUGAAAUCUGGUACUGCAAAAGAUAACACUGGGACUCAACAAGCCACAACUAAAGAGGUAGUGCCUCAACAAGUGUCUCAAGAGAGGCCUCGUGCUUCCAAUGAGAAUGUUCCAAAUCGUACUGCUGCUCCAAAUGGCAAUAGCAGUGCACCCGCUACCAAGGCACAGGUUGUUGGUUGGCCACCUAUAAGAUCGUUUCGAAAGAAUACAUUGGCCACAACUUCGAAGAACACUGAUGAAGCAGAAGGAAAAGCAGGGUCUGGUGCUUUGUUGGUUAAGGUCAGCAUGGAUGGUGCUCCUUAUCUUAGGAAAGUGGACUUGAAAACUUACUCUGCAUAUCAGGAGCUCUCUUCUGCCCUUGAGAAGAUGUUCAGCUGUUUUACUAUUGGUCAAUAUGGAUCUCAUGGAGCUGCGGGGAGGGAGAGGCUGAGUGAGAGCAAGCUGAAGGAUCUGCUGCAUGGAUCGGAAUAUGUUCUUACUUACGAGGACAAGGAUGGUGACUGGAUGCUUGUGGGUGAUGUCCCGUGGGAGAUGUUUAUUGAUAAUUGCAAGAGGCUGAGGAUUAUGAAGAGUUCUGACGCCAUUGGCCUAGCUCCUAGGGCCGUUGAGAAAUGCCAAAACCGGAACUAGCUAGCAUUUAUGCAUGGUGUUGCUAUCCAUUCAACAAUACGGAGGGGAAGAAACUUGGGUAAGAGUUGUAAAACGCUUCUCCCAGAUUUUCCUUGAAGGUUGACCGACUGGACAGCAGAUCAUUGGCUAAAUGCCUUCUAUGUGUUCUAUUUUCCUGGUAAUUCAUGUUCCCUAAGCCUUGUUUAGUGUAAAACUCGUAAGAAGACCGUUUUCCUGGACAGUACUUCUGCAACUUAUAUAAUGAAUGUGGUGUGUCUUGCUCCCGGACUGGAUUCUAAAUUCUUAUUAUGUCAACUGUAAAGUGCAUUGCUUGUUGAACGUCUGGUUUUGUGUGUUUAAUGAAAGUCGCGGUCUUCGUUGUCCACUA
Messenger RNA from Rhododendron vialii, 1729 nucleotides. Its product is annotated as auxin-responsive protein IAA9-like. The transcript has 7 exons. The record is from RefSeq and is a predicted model, not a curated record. The coding region runs from base 250 to 1362 and encodes 370 amino acids. NCBI's taxonomy places the organism in Eukaryota, Viridiplantae, Streptophyta, Magnoliopsida, Ericales, Ericaceae. Gene Ontology annotation, cellular component: nucleus. Gene Ontology annotation, biological process: regulation of DNA-templated transcription. Gene Ontology annotation, molecular function: protein binding.